Messenger RNA from Nerophis lumbriciformis (worm pipefish), 456 nucleotides. Lineage: Eukaryota; Metazoa; Chordata; Actinopteri; Syngnathiformes; Syngnathidae. The record is from RefSeq and is a predicted model, not a curated record.
AUGGCGAUCAAUCUUGCGGACCUAACUCUGCCUCAGCUUGAGGGACUAAAGAGCCAAUUAGAUCAGGAGAUCGAGUUCCUGACUUCCUCAAUAAGCCAGCUCAAAGUUGUCCAAGCCAAAUUUGCUGACGCAAAAGAUAAUUUGAAUUCGCUUAACAAAAGCAAUCAAGGCAAAGAAUUACUUGUCCCACUAACAAGUUCUAUGUAUGUGCCUGGAACAUUAAAUGAUGUGGAGCAUGUUUUAGUGGAUGUAGGGACAGGAUAUUAUGUUGAAAAGAACGUAGCAGAUUCAAAGGCAUUCUUCAAACGUAAACUAGACUUCCUGACAAAGCAAAUAGAAAAAAUUCAGCCCGCCCUUCAGGAAAAACAUGCCAUGAAACAAGCUGUGAUUGAAGUCAUGAACAUGAAGAUCCAACAGCUACAACAGAGUAAACAGACUUCCAGCACUAAGGCUUAA